This is a messenger RNA of Sphaeroforma arctica JP610, 310 nucleotides long. RefSeq lists its product as hypothetical. The transcript has a single exon. The annotation marks the transcript as partial. The record is from RefSeq and is a predicted model, not a curated record. NCBI's taxonomy places the organism in Eukaryota, Ichthyosporea, Ichthyophonida.
AUGCCCAGCCCCAUUACGCCAGAGGACGCCGAGGACUUCAUCUCUGUUGCGCGCCAUUUCUACAGCAUCACCCCACACUCCAUCCGCACACGUGACCUGCAUAGAGCACUCUUUGUGCCUUACCCACGCCCACAUACGCCCACACCCACCCGUCAGACCAAUGGCAGUACAGAGCAGGAGAGUGGGUCCAAGAACGGCGGUAGAAAUAGUGGCGGUACGGAUAAGAAGGAGAGCGAAAGCGGUGGGCAAGGUACAGGUGCAUUGGGGGCUGAUGGAACGGCUGGACAUAGACCGCGAUCGCCGCGGAGGA